Rotaria sp. Silwood2 is the source of this 693-nucleotide messenger RNA. The record is from the annotation of a GenBank genome assembly. Lineage: Eukaryota; Metazoa; Rotifera; Eurotatoria; Philodinida; Philodinidae.
AUGAGCGGACUACCUGAACACACAGAGUAUGGUUUGUUUGCUGACGACACUGCAUUAUGGACAUCAUCAAAUACAACAUCAAAUCUUAGCUCCAGACUACAACAAGCUUCAGAUGCUUUUCAAAGCUGGUGUAAAUCAUGGAAGUUAAAGCUUCAGCCAACUAAAACUGAAUUAGUCCAUUUCACACUCCAUCCAAGAAGAAAAUUCAACAAUCCAGUAUCAGUAAAAAUAGAUGCUGUAACAAUUCAGCCAACCAACUCAACAAGAUACUUAGGCAUCAUCAUCGAUAAAACUUUAAACUGGAGAAGUCAUAUACACCAUAUAGAAUCGAAGAUUGCUGGUCGUAUCAGUUCAUUAAGAUUCCUUAGCAAAGCUUCUUAUCAACUGAACGACAAAAUAAUGUUAAACAUCUUUAAAUCCAUAGCAAGAACGAUCCUUGUAUAUGGUUAUCCAAUAUUACUUCAGGCUAAUGAUAAAAUAUGGGAACGCCUACAAAUUAUACAAAAUAAAUCAAUACGUGCAGCUUUAGGAUUGCCCAUAUACACAUCAGUUGAAUACAUUCAUCAAAUAACCAAUGUACCCAAAAUUAAAGAAUAUGCUGUCUCAUUACUUCAGCGGCAUAUUCAAACUGCAACAUCGAACAACGACAACGUACUAAAAAAUAACCUAGAAGAAAUAUUCAAUCCACUUUGA